CGCCCCUCCUCAACUCGCGCCCAACAGCAACAGCAACAGCAACUCUUCAGCUAUCAAUUGUACUGUAUGCAGUCAACCCGUCGAUCAAGAGCUCUAAGUGGAGGACUUUCUUGCAAGAGCCUUUCCAUUGUUUGCUUCUUUAAGGCCGCCGUGCUACAGAACGGAUGCCCGCUGCUUGUACUGUACAGUAUGUAGUGCGAGGGUCCAGCGCAGUAAAGAGCGAAUCACAUACUCGGUGCAUAGACCUCGACAUCGGCAUCUGUGCAAUUGCUUCCCCGGAGGUUGUGUGAGGACGAUACAUCUUUUGAACGGACUUGCAUCUGCCACGGUUCGUCUUCCUCAUCGUGUGGAAGAGGCUGGAUGAUUGAUGGACGGACUAACAGACUUAUAGCUGUGCACAGUCUUCAGCCCAUCAAACUCCUCUUUCAUCUGGAUCUUCUUCUGGUCUGGUGGUCUGGUCUGGAGAGAAAAAAGAGGACCCUUGAUCAUCCAGAUAUCGGUCGUGCUUCAGAAAAGUCCCGAAUUGUGCCCCAUGCUCGUUCCAGGAGCCCCAUGCCCUUCGAGUUGACACACCCUUGAAUCUCCAUCAUCGAGAAUCCCGGAUCCUUGGUCGCGCGUCGCACACGGCACAGCCAACAGCAGGGCAGGGCAGCUUCUUUCCCUCAUAUUAGUAACUCCCAAGUACUUCCCCAAGGACUGAAUUUGUGCUGUUCUUCAUCCCAAGAUAUCGAUUUCCUACCGGUUCAACAUUGACACUGUUCGAGUGGUCCUUCUGGUACGCUUGAUGUUUCUCCAGCACAACCAAGUCAGGAAUACUACACUUCAUACAUUAUAGAUUUCGGCAUUCGUUCGGAUCUUGCGAUCAAUUCUCCCUUCCAGUCAACCGCCAGGGAAGGAUUUGAGAGCCGCAUCAUAUCCAGGGCUACCAAGCCUGUACCCAUAUCAUUUUGGACCAGAGUACCUUCACCUGCCACAGUUUCACGUUGUUGCACUGCCGUCUGACAAUACUCGCCCCUCCACCGCAGGUUGGAAACCCCACGUCAGCAACGUCCAGUAUAUUCUGCAACUUAUCAGUCCAGACAAAAAGCGAAAAACUUCUGCUGAGAAUUCUGGAUUGAGUGACGAACGGCUCGAAGUUUCCUCAUACGAACGGCUGGUCCCCUAAUUCCUUGUCGAUCUCCAGGACCGCCCUUGUACUUGUGGGCAGUAAGAAUUUACCGGUAGCACGAUGGUGUAUUGUGGGAAGCCCUCAAGGGGCUGCCAGAUGUGUCGGACGAGAAGGAUCAAAUGUGAUGAGACAAAACCAACGUGCAAUCAAUGCGCCAAAUCAAGGCGAGUAUGUCCUGGAUACAAAGAUGAUUUCGAUCUCGUCUUCCGGAAUGAGACGCAAGCCACAGAGAGGAGGGCCCGGAGAGCAGUGAACAGCAAGAGGUCUGGGACUCAAAUUUCUCUAGCAACGCAGCAAUCGUCCUUCUCAAUCACAUCAUCAGAUGAAUCAAGUCCCGAACGAUCACCAACACUGAUCGCGCCAAACCCAGACCAGGACAUGUCGAAGGCGAUAUCGCCUCUAGGAGCACUAUCGAUCCCGUUAGAGCAUCAAGCACCAUGUUUCUUCGUCUCGAAUUUCGUUAUCGCGCCUCGCCUCGAGACAAGAGGCUAUUUCGACUUUCUGCUCCCAAUGUUGAAGAGUGAGUCCGCGAACUCACAUCUAUCACUUGCGUUCUCGGCUGUGUCUAUGGCUUCUCUGGCGAACCGCCCAAAUACUAGGGGCCAGCGUAUGUUGUUCAGUCAGGCAAUUGGACAGUAUACGAAAGCGUUGAAGGCUACGAACUUGGCUCUACAGACGCCGGCUCAUCAAAAAACGGAUGCGACUUUGGCGGCUAUUUUGAUGUUGGGAUUCUUUGAGACGGUUGCGUCGGAAAAGACUAAUGCUAUGGCGUGGUAUUCACAUGUUGAUGGUGCGGUACAACUUGUGAAGAUGAGAGGAAGGAAACAACUGCGAACCAAAGCAGGAUAUUCGCUGUUCAUUGCCGUGAGACAACAGAUGCUCGUAUCCGUACUAUCAGGCUCCAAACCACUAAGUAUGGGAGCGGAAUGGUGGAUCGCCGACAUCGAGAAAGAUAAGACGGGCAUUUUCAUCACAUACCUCUCCUGUCGUGUCGCAGAGCUCCGCGGAGAACUUAACACCGCGCUCUCGACCUUCCCUCGCACUCCAGAGUAUUUCCAAGAAGUAACCAACAUCAUGCGGCGCGGACAGGCCCUCGAACACGAAUGCGUAGAAUGGGAAGCCAUGCUCCCAGACGAGUGGCGUCCUCGUACUGUCUCUUGGGUCGACCAAGUACCUGGAGGCGACAUAACGAAGGCGGAGGUCUUCCCCGGGAAGGUAGACAUGUAUAGUGAUAUUAGUAUUGCGAAUCUUUGGAACCAGAUGAGAGUCGCCAGGCUGUUCAUCUCGGGCGCGAUUGUCCGUUGUGCGGCAUGGAUCUGUUCGCCUGUUGACUAUCGGACGACGCCGGAGUACGCGCAGGCUGUACGGUUGUGCGUCGAUCUCGUUACUGAUGUUAUUGCUUCGACGCCAUAUCAUCUCGGCUGGCGCGUCAGUCAGGGUGGAAUUCUCAAGUCAGGGGAUUUCUCGAGUCCGUUGUCCGGUGAGAGUACGGGUGUCACGAGCGCGAAGGCGAUAGGAGGGUUCUUCAUGAUGUGGCCGCUGUUCAGCAUAGCGAAUACGGAUUACAUAUCCGAUUCUCAGCGGGUAUGGGCGAAGGGACGGCUGAUGUAUGUGAGUGAGACGUUAGGUCUUAACCAUGCAAAGGUGUUGAGUAAUUUCCACCUCCGUCUCCCAUCCAUGAUCAUCCGCCGCGACAACAUGAUGCACAUGGCCCAAUCCCUGUCCCCUUCCGCCGUCUCAUCCACAACACGCGGCUUCUCUCCUCCCGUCGCGGCAAACACAUCACAACACAUCACAACUAGCACCAUCACCAACCUCGCAGCUUCGAAUGGCUUCACAAAUCCGACUACCCUGAUCUCAACUCCCACUCUCCAUCAAAACCAAACCCAAAACCAAAACCAAAACCAAUCCCUAAACUCAAACUCAAACACCACCAGUGCAUACACCACUCAACCCCAACCCUCCCAGCCAGGAAACCCAACCAUGGGAGCAGGCCAAGGCCAAGGACAAGGAAAUGGAGCAGCAGCAGGAGCCGGAGCGCCAAACGUCAUGACGACCGGUCUACCGAUGUACACGCUCAACCCACUCCAGCAGCGUGAAGCGAUGCUGAAAGAGAACUGGGAGAACGAGAGGAAGAACCUACUCAAGAAAGCGAGUAAUCAGCAAGGAGACUCGGUAGAGAGGUUGUUGGCGAAUUAUUUUGUUGUUUGAAGAGGUGAUAGAGAUGGACUGGCGGGGUGGUUUGAGAAGGGGUGUGUACUAGGGAAUUAGGGGAUUGCGGGAAUGGGAAAAGGCGUUGAUGGUGCUUUUAAAAAUGGCGUGGCGAGGCUAGGCAUUGGUUCCGAAUAAGGGAAUUAGGAUGGUGUCAGAUUGCAAGCCUAUUGCAAGAAUCAGGGAGUUUGCUAUGCUUAUAAUUUCGUGUAUCAAAUAAAGCUCAAGGACGAGUAAAGCAGCCUUAGGGGAUUCAUUUUCAUGGUUGGGCAUAGGACUCAUAGUUUGCGUUUGCAAUUGCAAUUUGAAUACUGGUGGUCUAUUUAAGAUAGGGAAAUUUGAGGUCUGAUUUGGUUUGGUGUUUUGUAUUCAAAUGGUUAGAUUAUGGGGAUUGGCAUUAGGUUCGUUCAUAGGAUGAGAAUGGACUUAUGGUGUUUGAACUCGCUUUCUGUUCUUUAUGAGUUCCAACUUGGGUGGGAUUGAGGUUUUGUAUGUUUGUCUUAGGAAUCGAGAUGGCAACAUGGGAAAGCAAGCUGAGUUGAGGAAUCAGGGAGUGAACUUUUUUGUGUGCCAUGUGCAAUGAAUGAUCGGAACAAACGAGGCAUGAUUCUAUAUGUUUUGGUGUUGUACACUCCCGUUUCCCACUAUCAGAUGGAUAUCUGUACCGCUUAUGUCUAGAGCAGGCUUUCUCGCACUAGGAUUUCCCCGGCGUCUUGUUCUCUGCAUGUGUAUGUCGUGGCUUACUCAACCUCCGUGUCUAUCCUUCGGAUGUCGUCUAUGUAGACUUCACAUCCAUACACCCUUACCCCUGAUUCAACGCCAUAGUCAUAUUGUAGUCGGGGUGUGCUUUUCAUACAUAGAUUGGCAGCACCAAAAAAUCGAAAUCCCAACCUCCGCGGCAUAUCAAGAAUUCGAUUCUUCUUUCCCACCAACAGCCUCCUCACCCCUUAAUGCUCUAUCCCCAUCCUCAAUACACUCUCCAACAUCCGGCCCACCC
This is a messenger RNA of Cadophora gregata, 4376 nucleotides long. RefSeq lists its product as uncharacterized. The transcript is spliced from 5 exons. Gene Ontology annotation, biological process: regulation of DNA-templated transcription. Gene Ontology annotation, molecular function: DNA-binding transcription factor activity, RNA polymerase II-specific; zinc ion binding. The record is from RefSeq and is a predicted model, not a curated record. Lineage: Eukaryota; Fungi; Ascomycota; Leotiomycetes; Helotiales; Ploettnerulaceae. Bases 1229 to 3379 code for a protein of 716 amino acids.